AUGACAGUGAAUUCGGUAUUUGAAGAAGACUUGCCUAAAUACGGCGCUUUACUGAAUGAUAUCGACCAUGAGUUGGAUCAAAUAUCUGAAGUGGUCAAGAAAGUAGACAGCUCGAUUGACAAUGAGCUAUCAAAUCAUAAGGAUGGGCUUGAUCUUUUCGGACUCAAGAACUCUUGUAUGAGCAUGUAUCUAACAGACUUGCUGAAUGUUGUUGGAUGCCAAUUGUCUGGCGUAUCGAUUUCCGGCUCUCCACUGGUAGAUAGACUGAUAGAAGAGCGAGUUGUCAUGGAGAGGAUAAAACCUUUGGAAGACAAAAUCAGCUACAAAACUGAGAAGCUCACCAAAAUGGCUUCGGGAAAGAUGGCUAAGGAUGAUCCCCUCAAUCAAAAACCGGCUGAUAUUGACGAUAUUGAUUUUGGAUCUGAUGACGAGGAAAUGGAAGACGAGGAACAGACGACUAAAAAGUCGACCGGAAAAUACGUUAUUCCUAAAAAUCGACAAGCAUUUUAUGAUGAACCUGGAACAGAUAAAGCUGAAGAGCGCAGAAAGAAAAAGGCGAUUCGCGGUGCGAUCGCGGAUGAAUUGAUGAAGGAUACAGACGAGCCGGAAGAGAUUAAUACUGGAGAAUUGCAUCAGUCCGGAAAAAUGUCCGCUAGACUUUUGAGAGAGGAAAAAGAAAAGAAGAUUUUCGAAGAAGCAUACAUGACUCGAACGCGCGUUGAGAAACGAGAUAGAAUGGAAAAUGAAGCGUAUCCGGACGACUUUCCCGAGGAGCAGCGCGCGGGAAACUGUCUAUUUUUCUGUCGGUUGUCCAAAGCAAAUAUCCUGCUCCAACUUCUCAAGGGGCUAAUGAUCAAUCCUUCGUGCAUGGUUUCAUUUGUCAUCAAUGAGUCCGGCAUUUCCAUCGUCUCUGAGUUCGAAGCGUGCAUUGAAAGCACAACUGAUAUGAAAAGAGCUCUCUUCGAGGAGCUAACCUUGCCCGAACGGGUGGUGAAAUUUUGCGUCCAAGGAUCGGACUUGACAUCCGCCUUGUCGUUAGUGCAACUGGCUGCUGUUGAGAUCUCACAAGUUGAGGAAAAUGAGCCGUUGCUGGUGAAAUUGAUCGAGGAUGGCAUGACUGUUGAUGUUCAUAUUCAAGUUUUUGACGUCGAUGCACAACUAUCCUUCGAAUUCGACAACGAUAAAGAAAUCCCACGAUUUGUCCUUAAUGCGAGGAGCCUCCGCGAAGCUAUUGAGAACUGGGAUGUCAUCGGCGCGUCGACCAAGAUUGUCAUGAGCCCUGAUGCUCCUCACUUCUCAUUCAUCUCCAAGGGCCUUGUUGGAAAAGUAAGGAUUGAUUUUGCGGAAGAACUUUUGAACGAAGAGAUGGAUUUUCAAUGCAAAUAUUAUGUAGCGCGAAGAUAUCGGACCGACUUUAUGAAGGCUGUGUUGACUCCUUCAAAAGCAUCUACUCGCGUGGCUUUUCGAAUUGACAAAAAUGGACUGCUUCACGUCAAACACAUGGUCACAGUAUCCACAAACGAACUUUCUACAACUGACGUUUUCCUCAACUUUGUUGUCAAUUCCGAAGUUCUCCUCGAUGGCGAAGGCGACGGUGACGAAAACGAAGAACCCUUUGAAGAAACUGUGUGUCCAGAGGAAUCCACUCACGGAGUCCUUCUUUAA
This is a messenger RNA of Oikopleura dioica, 1665 nucleotides long. The record is from the annotation of a GenBank genome assembly. Lineage: Eukaryota; Metazoa; Chordata; Appendicularia; Copelata; Oikopleuridae.